AUGUUGAAUCCCUCUGCCAAAAGGCACAGGGAGGACGAACAUGCCGAGACUGACGAGCCACAUGCGCGUGCCAUGCAGCAGAAGAAGGUGGGCUGGGCUUCCGGAACCUUCCAACUGGCAUCCUUCACCGUUUAUUCCAUUCCUCCUCCGUCCAGUGAUAGAGUCCGUCCAGGCCCUCCAUUCCCUCCUUCUUCAACCCUUACCCCCGCCGAGUCGUCUGACGAUGACCCAAUGCAAGAUGGUGAUCGAGACCUGUCACAGAACCGGCAUCUCGACCUUCACGCCCAAGCUUUCAGUUCCAUGAGGACGCCAUGCGCGGAAUCGGACUCGGACUUUGAAAUGGCGGACUCACAGCCGAGGUCUGCGACCACGCAACCACUGUGGUCUGCUGGGUCGGGCCCAUCGAGACCGGAAUGCAACCUUGAAUCCCCAAUCCCUUCUUUUCUCCUCAAUCGGUCUCUUAGCGUCAGUGGAGGACGCACGGCCACUCCAAUAUUUAGCCAUUUUACAUCGAAUAUGAACACGGACUCUAUGAUGAGGGAUGCUACUCUAUUCCCAGCAGAACCCCAAGUUCCUCACACGUCUCAGCCAGUUCCGACGGACGAGGCAGGUUGGUGGCGGCCCAGAAGGCUUCCGAGCCCUAUCAGUGAAGAUGAGACGCUCGUGAAUCCAGCAGACCCCGAUGACAACCUGGUAUCGCGUCCAGACCAAGCAGGAACGUUUUCCGGUCCAUACAAUCCGUCCACACCGCUCAUCUCGGUCACACCCGUGCAAAACGACGUGCCACCGUCAGGAUCUUUACGCGACCAACCUCAGAACCCAAUGCAAGCGUCACAGGAUACAAACCUUGAGCAUUUGCCCUUGCCCCUAGAAAAUAACUCAGCUGAUAAUAAUGAUCACUUGACUGCGCCGCCGGCUAGGCCUGCGUUCAACUCGAGCAAUCGCUCACAGGUUCGGCCUCUCCCAAAGCGAACUAUUGCCAUGGGAUUCAGAGCAGACUGUGAGAAAUGUCGACAGCGUGUGCCUGGCCAUUACAGUCAUAUCAUUAUCACCAAAUGA
Molecule: messenger RNA, 1059 nt
Organism: Coccidioides posadasii C735 delta SOWgp
Lineage: Eukaryota; Fungi; Ascomycota; Eurotiomycetes; Onygenales; Onygenaceae
Source: RefSeq, a predicted model, not a curated record